This is a messenger RNA of Vitis riparia (riverbank grape), 1772 nucleotides long. RefSeq names its product tyrosine/DOPA decarboxylase 1-like. The transcript has a single exon. Gene Ontology annotation, molecular function: carboxy-lyase activity; pyridoxal phosphate binding. Lineage: Eukaryota; Viridiplantae; Streptophyta; Magnoliopsida; Vitales; Vitaceae. Bases 105 to 1625 code for a protein of 506 amino acids. Gene Ontology annotation, biological process: amino acid metabolic process. The record is from RefSeq and is a predicted model, not a curated record.
CGCUAACAUCUACCCUCUGAUAUAUGAAUUGGUCUGCUUCAAUGCUUACAAAUUCCUUUAUCAGGUAGCCUUAGCCUACCCACUUCAAGAUAGAGCAUCCAGUCAUGUCACUGGCUCAGUCUGAUCAAGAACGGCAUUGCAUGAUGAACCCACUAGACCAUGAAGAGUUCAGAAGGCAAGGUCAUAUGAUCAUCGACUUCAUUGCUAAUUAUUAUCGAGACAUUGAGAAAUAUCCUGUCCGAAGCCAAGUUGAACCAGGUUAUCUCCAUAAACGUAUUCCAGAAAAUGCUCCAUAUAACCCGGAACCCAUUGAAACAAUUCUCCAAGAUGUGCAGAACCACAUUGUUCCUGGUUUAACUCACUGGCUGAGCCCCUACCACUUCGCUUACUAUCCUGCAAACGCAAGCAUUGCAGCGUCACUCGGUGAAAUUCUCUGCACUGGUUUUAAUGUUGAUGGGUUCAAUUGGAUAGCCUCGCCUGCUGCAACGGAGCUGGAGAACAUAGUGAUGGAUUGGCUUGGAAAGAUGCUCGAGCUUCCGGAGUCUUUCCUUUUCUCGGGAAAUGGUGGGGGUGUCAUCCAGGGAACCACUGGUGAUGCAGUCUUGUGCACAGUCAUUGCCGCUAGAGAUCAAUUGCUGAACCGAAUCGGCAGAGAUAACAUAGUGAAGCUAGUCGUGUAUGGGUCCGAUCAAACCCAUUGUUCACUCCAUAAAGCAGCUAAAAUCGCUGGAAUCCACCCCAACAACGUUCGAUCGGUAAAGACAACAAAGUCAAAGGCAUUUGCACUAUCACCAGAUUCACUCCGAUCAGCGAUAAUAUCCGAUAAGGAAGCAGGGCUAAUACCACUUUAUCUCUGUGCCACUGUUGGAACCACUUCAUCUGGUGCUGUUGAUCCAGUUGGCCCACUCUGUGAUGUUGCGGAAGAUUAUGGCAUAUGGGUCCAUAUCGAUGCUGCAUACGCCGGAAGUGCUUGCAUAUGCCCUGAGUUCCGGCAUUUCAUUGAUGGCGUUGAGUGUGCAAACUCAUUCAGUUUUAAUCCACAUAAAUGGCUCUUGACGAACCUAGAUUGUUGCUGCCUUUGGGUGAAGGAUCCGAGUGCCCUUGUCAAUGCUUUCUCAACUGAUUCUGAGUACUUGAAGAACACCGCUACUGAUUCUAAACAAGUGGUGGAUUACAAGGACUGGCAAGUACCUCUAACCCGAAGAUUUCGCGCAAUUAAACUCUGGCUUGUGCUUCGGAGCUAUGGUGUCGUCAACCUCAGAAACUACCUGAGGCGUCACGUUGAAAUGGCCAAGCAUUUUGAAGGUCUUAUAGCCAUGGACAAGAGAUUUGAAGUGGUUGUGCCAAGAAAAUUUAGUCUGGUCUGCUUUAGGAUUUCACCAUCUGCAAGAGUUAAUGGCUGUAGUGCUGAUGAUGAGGAGAGUACUGCGAAUGAACUCAACCGCAAGCUGCUCAAGUCCCUAAACGAUUCGGGACGUGUGUGCAUGACUCAUGCCAUUGUUGGGGGAAUAUACAUGAUUCGCUUCUCCAUCGGCCAACCCCUUACUGAUUAUCGGCACAUAGAGAUGGCUUGGAAGGUGGUGCAGGAAUACACAGAUGCCAUGCUUGGCACCUACCUAAAAUAACUAAGUACUCCCAUUUCCAUGUUCACAUUAAAAAUAAAAUUGGUAGUGCCUUGUCUGUGUGUGUGUUUUUCUUCUCUGAAUGCUCUUUCUUCUGUCCUCAACUUUUCAUUCCAUUCCAUUAAUCCAUCCCUCUGGAUCCAUUUAUCA